AUGGGGGAAUACACAGCAGGAAGACCAAAUGAAACAAAUUUUGUGGAAUUCAUCCUCAUGGGCUUCCCUGGGUCUGUGUAUUUACAGGUGUCCAUGUUCAGCCUCUUUCUUAUUAUGUACAUCCUGACAGUUUUUGGAAAUGCCUCCAUCGUUAUUCUGCUGAUAACUAACCGACGUCUCCACACACCCAUGUAUUUCUUCCUUUGCAAUCUUUCUUUCUUAGAGGUAUGGUAUACAACAGCUUCGAUUCCUAAGAUCCUUGCCAUUUUCCUGGGAAAGAGCAGAAGCAUCUCUUUCACUGCCUGUGUCCUGCAGUUGUAUUUUGUUUAUUCCUUGGGGACUACGGAACAAUUCCUGCUCUCUGUCAUGGCUUAUGACCGAUAUUUGGCCAUAUGCCACCCCCUGCACUACAAUACAAUUAUGGACAUCAGCCUCUCUGGCAAAAUGGCAUUUGGUUCUUGGCUAUGUGCUUUCUUUGUUGUUUCUAUACCUGCUGUUAUGAUUUCAAGGUUGUCCUUUUGUGAGUCCAAUGUGAUCAACAAUUUUUACUGCAGCAUUGAUUCGUGGAUAGUUCUGUCCUGCACAGACACCUAUGCCAUCGAGACAGCCUGUUUCGUCAUAGCCAUCUUUGUCAGCAUUGGCUCCUGUAUGAUAACCUUCCUUUCCUACAUAUUCAUUAUCAUUACUAUCCUGCGCAUUCCUUCCACCAAAGGACGACAAAAGGCCUUUUCCACAUGUUCCUCCCAUCUUGCCAUCUUGCUUCUUUGGUAUGGUUCAGCCAUCUUUUUAUUUGUCAAGCCUUCUAAACAGACCUCUUUAGAGAUGACUAAAAUAGUGAAUGUCCUGAACACUAUUGUGACUCCAUUGCUGAACCCUUUCAUCUACACACUAAGAAAUAAAGAAGUAAAGGAUGCAUUCAGACAUUCAUUGCAGUGGAGAUGUCACAAAAUACACAUGGUAUGA
Messenger RNA from Gekko japonicus, 963 nucleotides. RefSeq names its product olfactory receptor 6F1-like. Lineage: Eukaryota; Metazoa; Chordata; Lepidosauria; Squamata; Gekkonidae. Gene Ontology annotation, cellular component: membrane. The transcript has a single exon. Bases 1 to 963 code for a protein of 320 amino acids. Gene Ontology annotation, biological process: G protein-coupled receptor signaling pathway. The record is from RefSeq and is a predicted model, not a curated record. Gene Ontology annotation, molecular function: G protein-coupled receptor activity; olfactory receptor activity.